Messenger RNA from Arabis nemorensis, 657 nucleotides. NCBI's taxonomy places the organism in Eukaryota, Viridiplantae, Streptophyta, Magnoliopsida, Brassicales, Brassicaceae. The record is from the annotation of a GenBank genome assembly.
AUGUCUUCGGACGACGAAGGAAGAGAAGAAUAUCUCUUCAAGAUAGUAGUCAUCGGCGAUUCAGCCGUCGGUAAAUCGAACCUUCUCUCUCGGUACGCUCGUAACGAGUUUAGCGCUCAUUCAAAGGCGACGAUCGGUGUCGAGUUUCAGACACAGAGUAUGGAGAUUGAAGGUAAAGAGGUUAAAGCUCAGAUUUGGGAUACUGCUGGUCAGGAACGGUUCCGUGCCGUUACCUCUGCUUAUUACCGUGGCGCAGUCGGUGCGCUCGUCGUUUACGACAUUACUCGCCGCACUACCUUCGAGAGCGUCGGUCGUUGGCUCGACGAGCUUAAGAUUCAUUCGGAUACAACGGUGGCUAGAAUGCUGGUGGGAAACAAGUGGGAUCUAGAAAACAUAAGAGCGGUGAGCGUGGAAGAAGGCAAGGCACUAGCAGAAGCGGAAGGACUCUUCUUUGUGGAAACAUCGGCUCUCGAUUCGACAAACGUUAGAACAGCUUUCGAAAAAGUCAUACUUGAUAUCUACAACAACGUGAGCCGAAAGCAACUAAACUCAGAGACUUAUAAAGACAAACUCACCGUGAACCGGGUAAGUCUCGUUAAGGACGAUAACAACACUGCCUCUAAACAAACCUCCGGUUUCUCUUGCUGUUCCACUUGA